AUGGUUAAGUUCAAAACUGUCCUAUGUUUCCUAUCUUCUCUCGUAAUUAUCGGAGAAGUUUUCUCGCGUGUCGUAUUACUACAUAACAACAAAUGGAAUCCGCAUUACGGUAAUUAAUUUUUCGAAGAACAUUACUCAAUAAAUGCAAUAUGCUUUCAGGAAAUCCCGGAGUAAAGCUGAGAUUAACUCAAAGAGGAGCAGAGCACGUGAAGAAUGUAGGUGUAAAGUUGCUGAAUGAAAAAUUGGCCACUUUGGAAGGCUUCCAUGUUCAACAUGCCUUCUCUCAGCCUGGCCUUGAAGGAUAUAUUUAUGUGAAUGACAUCAAAACGCUGGCUUUCCAGCCCCCACAAGCUUCUAGAAUCAAUUUCGCAGCUCCGUCAUUUAUCAUCUUUUCCAUCGAAAACACGGCAAUUUCGUAAGUUGAAAAUGUGAAAAUUAUUUAUUGACCGCAGCCAAUAUCUUAAUUUAUUUAUCUCCAGACUAGCCGGAAGAUUCCUUGGAGUUGCCGGGGCUGGAGUUUUCCAGGUUCCCGGCCAGGUCAGUGGCCAUAUGUCUGGCAUGUCCGUAUCAUUAACCACUUCAUUCCGCGCUACUCCUGACGGUCUUAUGUCUGUAAAUGUUGUCAACUGUUCUACCGUAAUCCAACAAAGUAAUUUUGUGUUAAAUCCAGAAGGACCUUUGAGCACAAUCGUGAAAACAUUUGAGGUAUGGUGAUCGUCGGAGAGUAUUUAUUUUAAUUUGUGAAACGUUUAGGCUCAAAUUAACGAUGUGAUCCGUCAGCGGAUUCCUUCCAUCUUCUGCAAAGGUCUUCAGGACAUUAUAGAAAAAAAUUCUCCAAAUCUCUUCAGAAGAUUAGCCACGGCCCAACUUCAGGAGCAUUUCCAGGGAUUUAAUUCGUCCGAAGUAAUCGAGAGUUUCAUUCGAAGAUUCACUCAUGGUCUUUAUAUCGAUGGAAGUAACAUCGCCGACCCUAUUGUUACCAAUGAAUUCUUUGAAACUCAGCAGAGAGGUAUGUCAAGACGAACAAAACAGCAUCUCUUAGGCGAAUUACGGUAUAAUGACAGCCAAGCGUCGGCUCCAUUCUAUCCACCGCCAAUUCCCCAGGACAAUGAUUCUGAUCGGAUGCUGUAUCUGUAUGGUUCUGAAUACACCCUCAACUCGCUCUUAUAUCAUGCUUAUCAAUCAGAUAAGCUGACAAUUAAGGUAUCACACUUUUUUCUUCGUUAAUAACAGCACCUUUGAUUUAGAUAGAACAAAAAACAUUAUCCCCGCAGUUCAAAGGAUUUGUGAGGACAACUUGCGAUGCCAAAGGCGAUGGCAAAGGAGACCUCGCCAGCUCGAUUUGCGUGGGAAUAUUAAUCCCUAAGAUCGCUGAAGCCUACCCUAACACAACAACAAAGUUUGUCCUCUUGCCUCACGGCUUGCCGGAGAUGAGAUUUACCGAUGGGGUCAGUUCGAUGGACUUGCGAAGUAAGACAAACAUAAUUAUGAAAGACUGUUUAGCCCGUAUUUUAACAUAUGUGGAUGAUAAUGGUGUCGAUCGACAAAUUCUCGUCUCGUCAGCUGAUGGAUUAGCAGAUAUUAAGCUAAUGGCUGAAGAUGGAAGGUUCAGCGGGGAUCUGAAGCUUCGGAAGCUGAAUGUCAGACUUCAUCGUAGCGGAAUAUCUGGCGUGGAGCCAGAUUCGAUUGCUCAACUCGCCCCUCUGGCAAAAACUUUCUUAGGUCCGCAGUUGGCAAAGGGCCUAAAACAAGGAUUACCAUACCCACUGAAGGUAGAGUUUUACUGUCGGCUAUUGAACUAUUGAUUUUAGGAUUCAAUUACAUUCAUCGAUCCUAAAUUAACUCUUCAAGAUGGAUAUGUCCGACUUGCAACAGAUUUUGAAUUGGGUGAGAGUAAUCUCCGCAGCAAAGUGUUUGAAGCCUUUGAGAGAAUCAAGAAUUCCCAAUAA
This is a messenger RNA of Bursaphelenchus xylophilus (pine wood nematode), 1949 nucleotides long. NCBI's taxonomy places the organism in Eukaryota, Metazoa, Nematoda, Chromadorea, Rhabditida, Aphelenchoididae. The record is from the annotation of a GenBank genome assembly.